This is a messenger RNA of Drosophila eugracilis, 4077 nucleotides long. It is a transcript of the gene Ire1, whose product is annotated as serine/threonine-protein kinase/endoribonuclease IRE1. Gene Ontology annotation, molecular function: ATP binding; RNA endonuclease activity; protein serine/threonine kinase activity. Gene Ontology annotation, biological process: IRE1-mediated unfolded protein response; intrinsic apoptotic signaling pathway in response to endoplasmic reticulum stress; protein phosphorylation. Lineage: Eukaryota; Metazoa; Arthropoda; Insecta; Diptera; Drosophilidae. The record is from RefSeq and is a predicted model, not a curated record. Gene Ontology annotation, cellular component: IRE1-TRAF2-ASK1 complex.
CUCAACAAUGGCGUAUGUAAUUGACAAAUAUUGAACGCGAGUGCGAAAAAAAUAUGAAGUUUAACUCAGGCAAACCUGCAAAAGUGUUUGAUUGAAAAUUAUUUGAUUGAAAAGCAAUUAAUGCGAGGCGAUGAUAUGCCAGAUAAAACAAACCAAAAGUGAUUGCAUGUGCAAACUGAAAACGGAUCGGAAAUCGCAGAAAUUAGUGCUCUCUCUAUCGCUCUCCCUCGUUUCUUAAGUAGCCCCUAUCCCCACCUCCGACCGGCUCUAAGAGCACAGUGUUGUGCAAAAUGAGAUUCUGCGUUGUGGUUUGUUGCGUGUUAUUUCUGAUGGCUAGCGGCCCUAUUGCAUCAGCUAUAGUCAAAUCAAAACAACCGGCCGACUCCGCAGAAGUCGUCAGCAGCGGUGAGGAUGAAAAGGCGGACUGCACGGACUUGGCCCGCGACGAGGAGGCGCUCAUGGUGUUCUCUACCUUGGGCGGCGGACUGACGGCCAUCGAUCCGGUGACCAGUGAAAUACGCUGGACGAUAGCAGAUGAUCCCCCCAUUGUAGCAGAACCUCAGGAGAAUGUACAGGUUCCACAUUUUCUGCCCGAUCCUCGAGAUGGUAGCAUUUACCAGCUCGGCCAGAUGGGCAGCCUCAAGAAGCUACCUUACACCAUUCCCCAGCUAGUGGCAAAUGCUCCUUGCCGUUCUUCAGAUGGAAUCCUAUACUCUGGCAAGAAGAGUGACACCUGGUACAUGGUGGAUCCCAAAACAGGUAGAAGAGAAAAGGUAAUGGGCUUCGGAGAUGCCAGCAUGGAUGGCAAGGAGGGCGAGCAAAUUGGAUGGGCGACAUCGCGGGCCAUCUAUCUCGGACGGACUCAGUACACGGUCAUGAUGUACGACAGUCUAUCCAAGAACAAGAAUGCCAAGCCCUGGAACAUCACAUUCUACGACUACAAUGCUGUAAGUGCUCCUCCAGAGUUGGCCAAGGAAUACGAAUACAUCCAUCUGACCACCACCAGCAAUGGCCAAAUAGUCACCCUGGAUCGUAAACAGGGUAAAUUUUUAUGGCAGAGAGAUCUGAGCAGUCCAGUGGUGGCCGCUUUCCUCUUGGGACCCGACGGAUUACUCAGCGUUCCAUUCACCACAGUCUCCGAUGAAGCUUACCAAGCCAUACUCGAGGAGUCAAAAACCGGCAAUGUGAAUACCGUAAAGCUAUUCCAAUCACUUUAUGUGGGUGAGCACCAAAAAGGUCUGUAUGCUCUACCUUCGCUGGUGGACAAGAACACGCCUCGGAUUUCCACAACACCACCGAUCAAACUGCUCGACGGACCGGCAGGAGAGCAAAAUAAAAAUCAGGAGACCGAUCCUCGUACUAUUUACAUAAACGAUGUGCUGCAAGAGCACCCAGGUAUCAUGUUGGGACACUACAAUGUGCCCAAUGAGGGCAAUGGAAACCUGCAGCUGUCACCGACAACAUCUAGUAGCAAGGUGGUUCAAAGUUUGGCCACCAUUCACAACUACAACGAUGGAUACGGCCUGUUGGCUAACAAUGAAAAGAAUGCCGCCGACAUUGGUGUGCAAACGGAUCCAGAAUUGGUCGAAAUUGGAAUUGAUCAGAGGACAAAUGGAAACACCAUUAAUCGGACUAAGACAAUAAUUCUACAGAACAGCAAUAAGGUACAGGCCUUCAUCAACGAAUGGUUUAUGGAUCAUCCUAGCGGAAAGGUGCAUCAGAUUCUGAUUGUCAUCGUUCUUGGCAUGAUUGCCUUGUUCUGGUACACAUGCAGCACCAUGAGAGAGUUGCAAAAGCAGAGCGAGAACGGCUCAAAAACCUUCGCCAUAGCGCAGAAUAAUUCAAAUGGAAGCACCGGAAGCAAUGGAAGCAAUACAAGUGCCGAGGAUCUGGUGGAUUUAGGCAAUGGACAAGUGCGUGUCGGCAAGAUCAGCUUCAGUACAAAUGAGGUGCUGGGCAAGGGCUGUGAGGGCACCUUCGUCUUCAAGGGAACCUUCGAGGAGCGUUUUGUGGCAGUAAAACGAUUGCUGCCUGAGUGCUUCACCUUUGCCGACCGAGAGGUAGCCCUUCUGCGGGAAUCGGAUGCACAUGAAAAUGUGGUGCGGUAUUUCUGUACCGAACAGGAUCGCCAAUUCCGCUACAUAGCCGUUGAACUUUGCGCCGCCACUCUGCAGGAUUAUACUGAAGGAGAUCGCGCACUAGAACUUCAGGAUCACAUCGAUGUUUGGCAAGUGCUGAGCCAGGCUUCAGCGGGAUUGAGUCACCUUCACUCUCUCGAUAUUGUACAUCGUGACAUCAAGCCACAAAAUGUUUUGAUUUCACUACCAGACGCCAAGGGCAAAGUACGAGUUAUGAUCUCUGAUUUUGGUCUGUGCAAAAAACUCAAUUUUGGCAAGACCAGUUUCUCCCGCCGAUCGGGUGUAACUGGCACAGAUGGAUGGAUAGCCCCAGAAAUGAUGCGAUCCCAGCGAACGACAACUGCUGUGGAUAUCUUUUCUCUGGGUUGUGUCUAUUACUAUGUUUUAAGUGGAGGCCACCACGCUUUUGGCGACAAUCUAAAGCGUCAAGCCAAUAUACUUUCUCACGAGUACAAUCUGGCCAAGCUGCGUACAGAAGACGACGGCGAAAUCAGCAGGAUUAUACUGGCUGAACAAUUAAUAUCAGACAUGAUACACAAGGAUCCCCAAUCGCGUCCGCCAGCUCGCUGUAUUGGUAACCAUCCGCUGUUCUGGGAUGAGCCUAAGAUGCUAUCGUUCCUGCAGGACGUAAGUGAUCGUGUGGAAAAGUUACAAUUCCAUGCUGAGCCGCUAAAAUCGCUGGAAAAGAACGGACGGAUAGUCGUGCUAGACGAUUGGAAUGUGCAUCUAGAUCCGAUGAUCACAGAUGAUUUGAGAAAGUAUCGCGGAUACAUGGGCGCCAGUGUCAGAGACCUUCUUCGUGCGCUGCGUAACAAGAAGCAUCAUUAUCACGAGCUUACGCCUGCGGCCCAGGAGAUGCUGGGUUGCAUACCGCACGAGUUCACCAACUACUGGGUGGACCGCUUCCCGCAGCUCAUCUCACACGCCUAUCAUGCUUUCAGUAUUUGCUCCACCGAGCCAGUCUUCAAGCCGUACUACAGUGCUGGCUAUCACUUUUCACGUCCGUGGUACUUUGAUGCGGAUGAUGCAUUGUUCCCUAUGUUGAUGCGGGAUCCCAAGCCCCUACCCAAGAUUGGUAGUCCGAAAAGGACGCCGCCGCCAGCAGGCAGUCAAGUUCAGCAAUUGAAACAGAGAAAGGGGCUUUACAAUUUCCGUAAGCCGAGCGAUGAACUGCCCAUACCCGGUGUCGGUCUGCAGCGGAAUAUGGAGUUAGAUGGACAAUUAAUGGAGCCCGAUGGCAAACGGGAUGUGUUUGCCAAUUUCAAAUUCCGGAGAUACUCGAAGCCGGGAAACAAUCGCAAUUAUAACGCAGGUCACAAGGAGACACAGGAUAAGGAAAAGUACGUAAGCUGGACGCUGCCGCCUUCAACACAGGAUUAGGGCAAAGAACCCAACAGAUAAGAAGGAUAGACAAGAUUUAGUUUUAAUCAUUUAUUAAUUUAAUUAUUGAUUUUAAUUGUGCAAUUUGUGUAUAUGCAACUAUUCCAAAACAAUUUCCAAUUGAGUUCUUAGCAAAAAUAUUCAACGAUAAUUUUAGAAACAAAAAAAGAAACUAUUUUGUAUACCAAGUAAGAAUAAUGUAGUGUGUCGUCUGUCGAAUGCACGCAAUUUAACUGUGAUAAUUUUUGAUUUUUGUUUAAUGCCCAAGUGCAAAAUGAUCUAGAGUUUUAUAUAUAUAGUACUUAGAAUUAUUGUAUAUUUAUGCAUUAGUUAAGAGACCUAUCCCAACACUCUCCUAUCAAUUACGGAGAUCAACGACAAGAUGAAAGUUUUUAGUUUUUAUAUCCAUUGUAAAAGCACUUAAUUUUAAUGUUAAAUAAUGAAAUGUUUCAGUUGAUGGACAACUUAAUGCUUGAAAACGAGCUGCAUUUUCUAAGAAAUCCUAAUCUUAAUCAAAAUGAAAACUAAAUAAAAAUUUAAUAAAAAUUUUACAAAACAA